GGAAGCAGGAAGACAUGCAUGUAGCCGGGAGAUGUGUUUAUUGAAGUAUCACUAGUUCACUAGUGCACGAACAUUUAGACAUUUAUUAUUCACAAUGCCAACAUCCGGAUUAGUGUUAAGCUGAAAUAACGGUUGUGAUUGUUUCAUUUUAGGCUUUAACAAUGAAUACGUUAUUUGCGAUUGCUUUGGUGUUUGUUGGUUGCUGCAGUAAUGUUGUGUUUUUGGAACUUUUGGUUAGGGAUUUCCCAGGAUGUGGGAAUAUUGUCACAUUCGCCCAGUUUGCCUUCAUUGCACUGGAAGGGUUCAUCUUUGAGACAAACUUUGGACGCAAAAAGCCACACAUACCCCUCAGUAACUAUGUGAUCAUGGUGACCAUGUUCUUUACGGUCAGCGUGAUCAAUAACUACGCCCUGAACUUUAACAUCGCCAUGCCCCUGCAUAUGAUCUUCAGAUCAGGGUCUUUAAUAGCAAACAUGAUCCUCGGUAUUAUCAUCUUGAAGAAAAGAUAUUCGGCGAGUAAAUAUCUCUCCAUCGUGCUGGUGUCUUUGGGCAUUUUCAUUUGCACUAUUAUGUCAGCCAAACAAGUGAAUGUUGAAAAAGGGGCCACAGAGGAAGAUAGUUUUUAUGCCUUCAUGCAUUGGCUUCUAGGGAUUGCCAUGCUGACGUUCGCCUUGCUGAUGUCUGCAAGAAUGGGCAUUUUCCAGGAAACGCUGUACAAGAAGUAUGGCAAACACUCCAAGGAGGCUCUGUUUUACAAUCACUGUCUGCCUUUACCGGGAUUCCUCCUGCUGUCAACAGACAUCUACAAACACGCCGUGCUCUUCAGCCAGAGCUCUCCAGUGGAAGUCCCUGUGAUUGGUCAUUCGGUGCCAGUCAUGUGGUUAUACCUACUGAUGAAUGUCAUCACCCAAUACGUGUGCAUCCGCGGCGUGUUUAUUCUGACCACGGAGUGCGCGUCGCUCACGGUUACGCUGGUGGUGACGCUCCGCAAAUUCCUGAGUCUCAUUAUUUCCAUCCUGUACUUCCAUAAUCCCUUCACAGCCGGGCACUGGGUCGGCACGGCCGUGGUGUUCCUGGGAACGCUGCUCUACACGGAAGUGUGGUCCAGCAUUCGUGUGGCAAUGAAAGGAGAGAAAGCUGACAAGAAGGCAGAAUAAAUUAUGGAUGCCCAUUUACGCCACAGAAUAAAAAAAUGAAAUGGGUAAUUUAUCUUUAUCUCACAGUUCUGAGUUUAUCUCUCUCAAUCUUGCCUCUUUUGUCAGAACUGUGAGAUUCAAACCCGUAAUUCUGAGAAAAAGUCAGAAAAGUCACCAGUUACCUUUUUAAUUUGUUGAAUUCUGUGCUGGAAGGAAGCUUUAAUUGUAAAGGAACUGUAAUACCUCUUUAGCUUUGUGCGAGUGUGUUUUGUUGACGUGUGUCCCAUCACUAGUCAUUUUUAAGUUAUUCACUGUGAAUGGAUGAGCGCUUGAGGUACAUUCGGGACAAUUUUCUGAGCUGUUUUUGAGCCAGGUGUGUGUGUGUAAGUUUGCCUGUAGGAUUUUACAGUGUGUGACCUGUUUUCAGUAUCUGCGUCUGUUUUUGCAGAAAUAGACACUUAUUUUAUUCCUGGCACCAUAUUUACUUCAUAUCUACUUCUUCGCUCAUUAAAACCAACAUAACGGUAAAUUUUUGCUAGAUUUGUUACCGUAUGCAGAACUUGCAGCUAUUUUUCAUAAGUGUCAAUGUUCACUACAAGUUCGUGGUAUUUAUUGCAUUUUUAAACAUAGCCAGUUUUAGUAAGUCAGUAAAUAUGUUGGCCCACUUACAUGUGUCUAUAAUAAAGUAAGACAGACUAUGAAUGAUAAUGCAUAAGCAGUAUUUCAUAUUUAACAUUUUGUAGUCACCUUCUAUUAACGUUUAAUUCAGGUGAGUUUCGGGGUGAGCUAAAGCAAUACUGUAGAAAACUACUGCCAAUAUUGUAGAAAAUAUCUACACUUAUGUUCAUGGGGCUAGAAUUUGUAAUUUGGCCCGGAUUUGUGUAAGAUGUGUUUUUUUUUUUUUUUUUAUCAGCUAACACAAACUGAAGGAAAUCAUGUCUUUUGUGCAGUUCUUUCGAUCUCAUUUGCAUUUUCUGUGCUCCUGAUGUGUGGACUGUUCAUUCAAACUUCAUAAUUUCUAGGAUUAAACAAUUUCUCUUGACGUUCUAUUAAUUUUAUGGUCUUUAUUGGCAUUAAAAGUACGGUCAGGGUUUUUCUACAGGUUAUUCACACAGUACAAAAAUUAAAUAACCGUACCAUAAUACAAUAAUUAAUGCAGUUACUGUUAGUACUGUAAAAUCAUAAUAAUAAUUUAAUGAGAUUAUGUUCAAAAAAGUGAGUUUUUACAUUUACAUGUUUAGGCAGAACAAUGUUUUAAAAUUUUUACAAUAAUGAAGAAUAAUAAUAACAACAUGUCAUGUAUUAUUAAUAUAGUAUUAGUCACGCCUCCAGAGGUAUAGUAUCAUGAACAGCACAGAAUGUCCACUUGCUUAUAAACUUAAAUAAGCGUAUAUGCUCCCAGAUAUAUUGACAGAGUUGUGGCCUAAUAACAUCUGGCAAAGGGAAAACUAGCCUUUGGGCUAAUUUGGGUACAUUUACAUUCAUGAAUGUUGAUUUAUGUACACU
Molecule: messenger RNA, 2642 nt
Organism: Onychostoma macrolepis
Lineage: Eukaryota; Metazoa; Chordata; Actinopteri; Cypriniformes; Cyprinidae
Gene: slc35b4
Product: solute carrier family 35 member B4
Exons: 10
Coding region: 162-1157 (331 amino acids)
Biological process (GO): transmembrane transport
Cellular component (GO): endoplasmic reticulum membrane; Golgi membrane
Molecular function (GO): UDP-N-acetylglucosamine transmembrane transporter activity; UDP-xylose transmembrane transporter activity
Source: RefSeq, a predicted model, not a curated record